Molecule: messenger RNA, 879 nt
Organism: Nerophis lumbriciformis (worm pipefish)
Lineage: Eukaryota; Metazoa; Chordata; Actinopteri; Syngnathiformes; Syngnathidae
Source: RefSeq, a predicted model, not a curated record
AUGCCGUACAUCAAACAAGAGGCACAGCCACAAAUCCCCAGCAUUAAGGAAGAAGAACAGGAAGACGAAAUCACCACUUUUCCAUUGAUUGUCAUUGUCAAGAGUGAAGAAGAUGAAGGUAAAAGCGAAGAGAGCGGAGCAGCGAAACAAUCAAGCGAGGGCUCCUUUCAACACCUGACAGCAAAAGGAGAAGGACAAUCGCAACCGGACGACUGCUUAGCUCCACUUUCGGACAGCGAGGACAUCACAUCCCACUCUUCUGACCUAAACACUGAUGAAGAGGAUAAUGACUAUGACCAAAAUGCUUUAAAAUCCUUAAACAAAUACUUCACGAAAGGAAAUUUAAACAUUCACACAAGAACACACACAAAAGAGAAGCCUUUUGUCUGUACACUUUGCGAUAAAGGAUUUUCUCAGAAGACUGAUUUAGACAGGCAUAAGCGUACACACACUGGAGAAAAGCCUUUUGUCUGCACAUUUUGUGGUAAAAGAUUCACCGAUAAGGGAAAUUUAAACCAACAUGCAAGCACACACACUGGAGAGAAGCCUUUCGCCUGCUCCUUUUGUGAGAAAAGAUUUCGACGGAAGUAUGCGUUGACAAUACACACGCGCAAACAUGCUGGAGAAAAGCCUUUUCCCUGCUCAGUUUGCCAUCAAAGAUUCUGUCGGAAAAUAGAACUAAACGAUCACACGAGAACGCACACUGCCGAGAAACCUUUUGCCUGCGCACUUUGCGAUAAAAUAUUUUCUCAGAAGACUUAUUUAAAAAGGCAUACGCGCACACACACUGGAGAAAAGCCAUUUGUCUGCACAUGUUGUGGUAAAAGAUUCGCUCUGAAGGCAAAUUUAAACGCACAUGCAAGAACACACACUGGAGAG